Dunckerocampus dactyliophorus (ringed pipefish) is the source of this 4017-nucleotide messenger RNA. Its product is annotated as tubby-related protein 1-like. The record is from RefSeq and is a predicted model, not a curated record. The coding region runs from base 193 to 1773 and encodes 526 amino acids. Gene Ontology annotation, molecular function: actin filament binding. NCBI's taxonomy places the organism in Eukaryota, Metazoa, Chordata, Actinopteri, Syngnathiformes, Syngnathidae. The transcript is spliced from 12 exons. Gene Ontology annotation, cellular component: cilium. Gene Ontology annotation, biological process: protein localization to cilium.
CGGUCUUACCCGUUGACGUGUUUCCACAGAGCAGAUGGCUUUACACAUAAAUCCUAUUAACAACUUUCUGCUGAUGGAGGCGCACUGAAUACAGGGCUUUCUCACUCUUUCAUUAUCUUGGGAGCCUUGUUUUGUUAUUUUCUUCUGUAUUUUCUAACCUCUACAAACAAGCCAAACUCAAGAGGCCGCACAAUGUCUGCAGAAAAGCCAAAAAAGAAGAAAGAGGAGGCUAACAGCACAACCGAGACUAAGCUGAACGGGACCGAGGCCAAGAUAAAAAAAAUUAAAAGCAAAAAGAGCGAAGAGGCGUCAGAGGAGAGCCUGGCCUUGCAAAAUGGCAAAAAGGUGAAGAAAAAGAAACCAGAGAAAAAUAAAGAAGAACCGGAAAAAGAGAAGGAAAAGGAGACAAAAAAAAAAGUUAAAAGUGCUCCCAAAAAAAAGAAAGGUUCCGUCACGGACGAUGAUGACGACGAGGACGAGGACACUCCUAAAACGAAAACCAAGAGAAAGACGACCAAGGACAGCUCACCAACCGCUAGUUCUGCCAAAGAGAAGAAAUCUAAAUCUAAAGAGGACAAAGAUGAUGGAAAAGAAAAGAAGACCAAGUCCAAAGAUAAAGAUAAGAAGAAAGAACCAGCCUCAAUGUUCCAGAUAAAUGGUGAUAAGGAAUCAAAAAGCAAAAAGAAAGCAGCCACCAAGUCUGACAGCAAUGACAGUGAAGAAGAGACAAAGUCCACCAAAUCAAAGAAAAAAUCGGCCGCCAGCUCCACGUCGUCUCUGUUUCAAACGUCAGGGGACAAAGACAAGGACAAGAAGACAAAGAAGAAAGGCAAAUUUAUUAUUCCUACCACAUAUUGCUCCUCACUUAAAUCACUGACACAAGUGUUGUUUACCUCAGGAAAGGCAGACGAGAGCGAGGAUUCUGAAUCGGAAAAAGAAGAGAAAUCCAAAAAGAAAAAGGGUAAAGGGAAGAAGAAGAAGGCAAGAUCGCCCUCACCGGAGAUUGAGUUUGACAACUUGGAGGUUUUUGUGAUGGAGCCGGCGCCUCAAGGCGUGACUGUCAAAUGCAGAGUGACUCGGGACCAGCGGGGGAUGGAUAAAAGCCUCUAUCCUCUUUAUUACCUUCAUCUAGACAACGAGAAGAAGACAUUUCUGUUGGCUGGCAGGAAAAGAAAGAAAAGCGCUACAUCAAAUUAUCUCAUUUCCAUUGAUGCCACAGACUUAUCAAGAGGUGGAGAGAAUUUUGUAGGAAAGCUGAGGUCAAAUUUAAUGGGCACUAAGUUCACGGUGUUUGACAACGCUCUAAACCCCGAAAGAGCCCUUCCAGACAUGUCGAAUGCUCGGCAGGAGUUAGCAGGCAUCAUCUAUCAAACAAAUGUGUUGGGCAUGAAGGGGCCCAGAAGGAUGACGGUCAUCAUUCCCGGUAUGGACAAGAACAACGACAGAGUUCCCCUCCGGCCAAGAAAUGAUUAUGACGGCUUGUUAAUAAGACACGAGAAUAGAAGGAUGGAAAAUCUGAUUGAGCUUCACAAUAAGACGCCUGUGUGGAACGAAGAAACGUCGUCACAUGUGCUCAACUUCAACGGCAGGGUCACCCAGGCCUCCAUUAAGAACUUCCAGAUUGUCCAUAGUAAAGAUUUGGACUACAUUGUAAUGCAGUUUGGCCGAAUUGCCGACGACAUUUUCACACUGGAUUUCAAGUACCCGAUGUGCGCUGUGCAGGCCUUUGCCAUCGCGCUCUCUAGCUUUGAUGGUAAACUUGCCUGCGAGUAACGUAGGAGGCCCAUAUGUUGCUGCUGACGACUGCAUGCAAGACACACCCACACACACACCUGUCAGACCAACCCAAGCCUUUGGAUUUGCCGCUGAUAAACAACAGCACAGAGAAUGUGAUAAUACCUGCUGCUGCUGUGGAGGUGCUACUCUCUUGGGUGUGUUGUUCCCUGCCAGGAGUGUGUCAAACAAAGAUGGCUUCACAUUGUCAUCUGAUCUGCGCUGGACACUCACUGUUUUAUUUCUCACUAAUCAGCGGAAAUAUUUACUGUUAACCCGCAUGUCAUGGAAAAGGUCAUUAUCAUCGUUACAAUGGUGUUGCGAUGUAUUUCAUUGCAGUCAAAUGAAGGUAAUGUUUGAUUUGCGCCAGGCUAAUUUAUCUGUCAUGCCCAAAGUACGCGGUUCUAGGGGCAAUGGGGCUCUGGCUGUAUUGCUUCAUAAUAAUGAUCUACAUAGACCUUUUGAUGUGUUGAAAAACUUUAUUUGGAUUUUUUGUAUAUGGAUUUGCACCCAGUGAAGCACAUGGAUUCCCUCACAAAAAAAGUGCUGCUAUAUUAAAAACACAUUUGUUAUAACUUUUGCUUUCAUUUCCAGCUAUCAGGUAUUAUUAAACAGCAUACAGUUCAUUUGCAUUACAACUUCAGUUGUGAACCUGUAAAGAAUGUUUAUUAUUAAGUUUCUUGCUGAUGUGUUUCUUUUACCUACAUUAGAUUUUGCACAGUUUUUGAUUUCUAACAUUUUUAACAAUAUAUAUUUUUUUCCAUUUCUAGGCCUCUUGCAACAAUGUUAUUUAACAAAGCAUGUCAAAUUAAUGCAUGCAUGUGUUUCAUCUAAUGGUGUGUCGUCGGGCCAGCAAGGCUUCUCUGCUGGCCUAAACACUAUCAGAAGCACUGGCCUAAAUUUACAUCUUAAAUUGCAGUAUUUGUUGCAUGAAAUUGUAUUAAUUUAUUCCCAAUAGUCUAUUAUCUUCAUUUAAUAGCGUGUUUCUUGGCUUCACUGCUUCCAUUAGUGUAUGUUAAUUUUUUUAGUACAAUCAGAUUUCAGCUUCUAUGUGUUGUCAUAUCAAUGAAAUCUGCCCAGGGCCCCGUGACCCUCGUGAGGACAAGCGGCAUAGAAAAUGGAUGGAUGGAGGGCUGUUGUUUUAACCAAUCAGAUUUCAUAUUGCCUCUCGAGGCCAGCAAGCUGGCCCACAGGGACAUCAGCUUUUUUCCAUCCUCUGAUGGGUUGAUCAAAACUGGCCCACAAGCCAUGUUGCGCCCACAGUGGCAGACUAAAGAUGAAAAAUUAACAUCUCUUGUGAGUAGAUGUAUUUUAUUUGAAAGGCUGUACAUUUUUGUCAUGUUAUUAGAUGCAUAUUUAUUCUGAACUGCUCUGGAUGAUGUUUGUAGUUGUCUGAACCGUUUCUCACAGAGCUGUUCCACUUACGCUCGUUACAUUUGGCUGAGUUCCAAGUUUAUGAGACUAAGCGCUAGCAUGGUCCAGUGAUAAUGACGCUUGCGCUAAACACAGGGAAACCGUGGUUUGAAACCCUGCCGUGGACAAUUUUUAUUAGGUUUAUUAUGAUUAUUGUUAAUACUACUACACCACUACUGUAAAAAAAACACUUACAAACCACCCCAGUCUUUAUUCAGUUCAUGCCCCACAGGUUUUGUUGACGUCUUACAUUUUUUAGGACCUUUUAAACAGUAUCUAUCUUCUGCUUUUUCGCCGGCGGCUUGCAGCUAAUUAGACAGGUUUGAGUCGCCCGAGCGCUGGCUCCAAAAUGAAAAACCAGUUUGAGGCGACAGCUCCAAGAGUACGUGUGAGGUGAGGAUUCUGCCUCAACCUGCUCAGGCAGUUGUCCAAACUUGAAAUAAAGCAUUAAAGUUGGCAGCCUUUCAAGACGGACGCGCAAAGGUGAGCUCUUCCUCUCCUGUGACGUCCAGCCCACACAGCAGUCAAGUUUAUCGGGCCCCCUUACUUAUUUAUCACAGACAUAAUUUCAGAAGUCAUUGCAAUCAUGAUGUUGACCAAAAGAAGAAGCUGUUGCAGGGUGGGGGAAACAUGUUCAGGAUCUUUGCUUUUCACCUUUUAUAAAAACUGUGAGAAAGAAGUUCCACUUCAAACACACCCAACAUUUAUGCACCUUGUAUUUCCAAAUAAUCUGCAUUUUUACAGUUAUUACUAGCUCUAAUUAUGUUUAUGGCUGAUCUUUGGCUUCUACUUUCAUGUUGGUCUACAGUACAAAUGAAUCUAUUUGGCAUG